UGCGGGGGCGGGGCAGCGCGGGGGGGUGUAACACCCACCCUGGGUUAAACGGCCCGGUCACGGCCAUGGAGUAAGUGCAGCUGCCGCCUCUAGCAGCUUACAUCGCGUCCGGGCGGCGGCGGAGGAGGAGACUGAGGCGGCCGUCCCUGGGCGCCGGGCGCAUUGGUGAGCUGUGCGCCGCACAGGCCCGGGGCUUUGCAAUGCGCGCUGGGUGCCUCGGGGAAAAGAGGCGGAAUCCUGCACUUAGGAAAGAGAAGAGAAGGCGAAUCUUGUAGUUUCCUCCGCCCGUUCGGCUCCCUGCGCUUCUCCGAGAACUGGCUCUGACGCUGUCCCUGCCCCCUCUGACACGUGCAGUCGGUACUUGCAGCGCUCCCCGGAGUAUGCAUUAUCAACCAUAAGCUCUGGAUAUUUCCAUUCCAAGAGGGAGACAAAUAAGUAGGACAAUAUGAAGUCCAAUCCUGCUAUCCAAGCUGCCAUUGACCUCACUGCUGGGGCUGCAGGAGGGACUGCAUGUGUGAUGACUGGGCAGCCUUUUGACACAGUGAAAGUGAAGAUGCAGACAUUUCCCAACUUGUACAAGGGGCUUGUAAACUGCUGCAUAAAGACAUACACCCAAGUGGGCUUUCGAGGCUUCUACAAGGGAACCACCCCAGCACUAAUUGCCAACAUUGCAGAGAACUCUGUCCUCUUCAUGUGCUAUGGUUUCUGCCAACAAAUCGUGAGAAAAAUAGUUGGAUUGGAGAAGAAUUCAAAGCUGAGUGAUGUACAGAAUGCGGCUGCUGGCUCUUUUGCUUCGGCUUUUGCCGCCCUGGUGCUGUGCCCCACGGAGCUGGUGAAGUGUCGCCUACAGACCAUGUACGAAAUGCAGGCAUCGGGGAAGAUAGCAGAAGGCCAGAAUACUGUGUGGUCGGUAGUAAAAGGCAUUCUUCGAAAGGAUGGCCCUCUGGGUUUCUACCAUGGACUCUCCAGCACUUUACUUAGGGAAGUGCCUGGAUAUUUCUUAUUUUUUGGUGGCUAUGAACUGAGCCGAUCAUUUUUUGCAUCAGGAAAAUCAAAAGAUGAGUUAGGACCCAUCCCUUUAAUGUUAAGUGGUGGCUUUGGAGGAAUCUGCCUCUGGAUUGCUGUGUAUCCAGUGGACUGUAUCAAAUCAAGAAUCCAAGUUCUUUCCAUGUCUGGAAAACAGGCUGGUUUUGUGGGGACAUUUGCAAGCGUUUUAAAAAAUGAAGGGAUAGGGGCCUUAUAUUCUGGACUGAAACCUACUUUGAUCCGAGCUUUCCCUGCCAACGGGGCCUUGUUUUUAGCAUAUGAAUACAGUAGGAAGUUGAUGAUGAGCCAAUUUGAAACCUACUGAAAUAUCUUGGUAGAACUGGAUCCAAAGACUGCUGCUGUCUAUCUCUGGGUUUCUCUGAGUAUGAAGAUCAAAUGGAAUUGUUCUAACUUCAUAGGACUUUUUCCCUCCUCUUCCCACUCAUCACUUUCAUCUCCACAAAGAACUAAAUUGUCUAUGCACUAGUUUCUGCUAGUGUUUUUAUGAGAGAUAAAGUUUUAUCUCUUCUCCUAACCAGGAAUAUACCCAAUGAAUUAUGUCUUUCCAAUGGACCUGUCAAGAUGGAUCCGUUGAGAUUCCUAGCAUUCUCUGUCUGUUUUUGUCUUUGGAGGAUGGAUAGUGUCAGGCCUUGAAAUGAUGUAGUUCAAUUUUUUCUUAAUUUAAACUUCACCAGAAAAGACCUAGGGCUGGUUAUAUGCUAAUGUAGCAUUAAAAAUGGAUCAGAAAAAAGUUGUAAAUAAUUAUUUAAAUAAUACACUAAAUUUAUGGCUUCUUUGUCAAAAGUACCUAUUGAGAUAUCCUAAGCAGUCAGUUUGUAAAAUAAAAUUUUCUUUGUGGUACUUACAAAUGGAGCUAACAGAAUUUAACUGGAAAAUCUAAUAGAGACGCUUGUAGCUUCCAGUUGGGUAUGGUUUCCAUUUUUUUUGCUACUGGGUAAGUUUCAGAGCUAAUGUUUCCUCAGGAAAAUACAUUAAGAUGGUCUUACCUGAAAUAGCCUUAACAAUUUUUUUUUAAACAUGGGACAAGCUUCCACUGUGAUGUUAUAUAGGAAAAUUUGUUUUAAAAUUAAAUCAUCCCAAAUCCAAUGACCAUAUUAUUGGCAUUUACCUCCCUUUUCUCUGAGAUCCUAUCAGAAAAAAAUCUUCAUGUUUCCAUGAGUUGAGGGAGAUACAUAGGGAGUGCUGGAGUGCUACUCUAAAGAGACAGUACUCGAACUUCUGAUCUCUACUCACCGUACAGGGCUGUCUGAAUUUUAAAAUAGCACAGGCCAGGGUACCAAAAAAGAAUCUCCUUCAGGUCAUCAUUUGGUCCAUUUUACUGUGGUUUCCAACUAUAAAAGAAGGAAAGAUGGAAGACAUCUACUUUGUACAUGUACAAAGUGAAUCCCCAUGUGCCCUUGUAAUCAUCAACUGAUACUGGUGGGAAGAGUUUACUGCUCAAUCACACAAGUAGCACUGAAUAGAAAGUUAAUUUCUUUGUAGUAAUAUCAAUGUUAACACAUCUUGAAGUUCACAUAAAGAUCCAGGUAUUGCCAUUUAAUUUUUUAAGUUGUUUGAUCCAUGCCAGAGAAUGACUGAGUUUUAGAAAUGGUGCUUAAUGAUUUUUGAUUUUUAAUGUAUAUGUGACAUGAAUACAAAAUUGUAAAACUGA
This is a messenger RNA of Sarcophilus harrisii (Tasmanian devil), 2698 nucleotides long. RefSeq names its product solute carrier family 25 member 15 (gene SLC25A15). The transcript is spliced from 7 exons. Gene Ontology annotation, biological process: mitochondrial L-ornithine transmembrane transport. Gene Ontology annotation, molecular function: L-ornithine transmembrane transporter activity. NCBI's taxonomy places the organism in Eukaryota, Metazoa, Chordata, Mammalia, Dasyuromorphia, Dasyuridae. The record is from RefSeq and is a predicted model, not a curated record. The coding region runs from base 446 to 1351 and encodes 301 amino acids.